UCGGCGAGUGAGGGGCGGGGUCGUGCGCUACGGAAGCCGCGCGGGAGGCGGAGGAGGCGGUUGCAGGAGCAACAGCGAGCAGCCAUGGCUGCGGACGGAGAGCGCUCCCCGCUGCUGCCGGCGGAGUCCGGGGAUGGGGGCGGCUCCGGCGUCGGCGGCCUGGUGGGGCCGGCGGGGCUGAUGACAGCCUCUGCCUCGAACCCGCCGGGGAAGCCGAACCCACCUCAGGGGUUUCCUGGAUUUAGCGGACUCAGCGAGGGGGGCCAGGCGGCCGUGCUGCCCGGAGAAGACCCCCCGCCCUACUCGCCCAUGGCCUCUCCAGAGAGCGGCAGUGCUCCCAUGAUCAAUUGCCGGGUCUGCCAGAGCCCCAUCAACGUGGAGGGCAAGAUGCACCAACAUGUUGUGAAAUGCAGCGUCUGCAACGAGGCCACGCCAAUCAAAAAUGCCCCAGCUGGGAAGAAGUAUGUCAGGUGCCCCUGUAAUUGCCUCCUGAUCUGCAAAGUGACGUCACAACGCAUUGCCUGUCCUCGGACGUACUGUAAAAGGAUUAUUAACUUGGGCCCCGUGCAUCCCGGCCCUCAGAGUCCCGAGCCCCAGCCCGUCGGCGUUCGCGUCAUCUGCGGCCACUGCAAAAACAAUUUCCUGUGGACGGAGUUCACGGACCGCACCUUAGCCCGAUGCCCACACUGCCGUAAAGUCUCUUCCAUUGGGCGCCGCUAUCCCCGGAAACGAUGUGUUUGCUGCUUCCUGCUGGGCUUAUUAAUGGCUGUGACGGCUACCGGCCUUGCGUUUGGAACGUGGCAACAUGCCCAGAAGUACAGAGGGAUCUUUGCCUCGUGGGCUCUGGUCAUCCUCUUGGCCUUGCUGUGCCUCGGCCGCGCCAUGUACUGGGCUUGCAUGAGGGUCAGCCACCCCAUCCAGAACUUCUCCUGAAGCGCCCCUGGGCUUCCCGUUUCCAGCCGCUGCUGCUCCCGGCGUGCCAUCUGUCAUGAGCCAGCCUCGCCCGUCCUCUUCCCCCCCCUCCCCUUUGGGGUCGAGACCUUCUGUGCCGCCUUCCCGCCGUGCCAGCCUCCCCGUCGAUCACUACCACAGCUUCUACCCCCUCCUCCUCACCUUUGAGGCUCCCCGGGAGUCUGUCGCCUGGGCGUGGCGUGGCGCCAAAAACAAAACACUUGAACCCGAACGAAAUUUGAUUGCCGGAAACUGCCUGUCCCGGGGCCAGAGGACCUCCUGCAGACCCAGUGGGCAACGGAACCCGUCCUUGGGCCAAUGAGAAGAGGAGACGUUUUGGAACCCAGGAGAUUGUUCCGAGGGAGACGGCGGCCGCAUGCUGGGAUCUACUGCAGAACGACACGGUCCGGUGGGACUGGAGGCCACCCGGUGUGACUGGAGCGUGACGGGCUCUGUGACUUGAGGGGCCCUACGGUGGCUCAGCUGGGACAGUCUGACGAGCGGUGUGCUAUGAGAAGACAUUGGUUAUUUUGGAACUUCUUAGGUGCUUCCUGGCCGGGGGCGGAAUGCCGGAGAGCCACGGGGAGUCCCUGUUGCGUUGACCACACCCCUUUCGCUCAGUAGGAGGACCAGGAGGAGAGGGAACUGGCCGAGUUGCCAUAGCAAUAGCGGCCUCGGGGACAUUCCUCCAACGGCAGGCUGAAGGAGGCAAGCAGACGGACAGACGCUGCUGGUGCAUCUGUGUUUCUUGUCGAAUUCCAUUCCUCGUCGCCUCGCUGCCCUGUGAGUCCUGUGGUCUGGGCAGCUGCCUUCCCGGACCCUUGUGUCUCGUAACGCUACCUGGAGUUGACAUCUUGGUGCCCUUCCGGUCCCUUUCUCCCUCGUUUUGACCCCAACCGCAGUCCCGAGACUGAGGCCUCCGGCCCCACCCGAACAUAACAUGGGCAUUAUUUCCCCCGCCCCCUUUGAUUCCUUCAGUCUUACACUGUUUCUUUCAUUGCACAUUCCUGGGUGGAGGGAUCCCCCCCCCCCACUGACCUUGCCCUCAAUCAACCCAGCCUCCUUUCUUGAGAUGUGGGGCGCAGAAAAGGGGAUUAUCUCGUUAUCCCUCAUGUAUGAUGCUUUCAACUGCAAUUAGGAAGAAGAGGUUUUUCUCCCUUAACCCUGAAAGGGAGGCACACAUUCUGGGACGGCCUUUCUCCCUUAACCCUGAAAGGGAGGCACACAUUCUGGGAUGGCCUACCCACAAUUCCACUCACUGUUUCCUUUAAAGCGGUUGCCCCUUCGUUCUGCCCUCGUUUCUGUUGCUGGAGACCUUUUAAAUUUCCUUCUCCCCCCCACCCCUCCACCAAGAAACUUGCUCCUGCGAUGCUUCACGAAGGAAGGGUGCAGGGCGGGCAACGGCCCUUCCUCAGCCUAGAAAGUCCGAGGCCUGCAAGAACCACAUUCCAGGGGGCAGCUGGCCUCCCAACUGCAUGCCGAGAGGGCUGGCUGAGGCCGUGUGACUAGGGGCAGGUUCUGGUGGUUGACCCGGAAGUGGUCUCAGGUGCCGGGGGCAGUUGGUUCGGUCUUGC
Sphaerodactylus townsendi is the source of this 2525-nucleotide messenger RNA. RefSeq names its product phosphatidylinositol-4,5-bisphosphate 4-phosphatase 1 (gene PIP4P1). The record is from RefSeq and is a predicted model, not a curated record. Lineage: Eukaryota; Metazoa; Chordata; Lepidosauria; Squamata; Sphaerodactylidae. The transcript has 7 exons. Bases 85 to 933 code for a protein of 282 amino acids. Gene Ontology annotation, molecular function: phosphatidylinositol-4,5-bisphosphate 4-phosphatase activity. Gene Ontology annotation, biological process: phosphatidylinositol dephosphorylation. Gene Ontology annotation, cellular component: plasma membrane; lysosomal membrane; phagocytic vesicle membrane.